UUUGUGUGGCAACAGCGUGGAAUACCUGCUGCAUCAUUUAUAGUUAAAUGCGACAAGACAAUUACAACAAUCAUCUUUCGUACAGAUAACGAAAAAACGCCGACUAAUAAUUCGGCAACAACCAUUUCUCCGAUAGAUUUUGUCGAGAAAUGGGGCCUAACGCCAGUUUUGAGGCCCAGACAAGAGCAACCACGGAGCGUCGGUGAGAGUGAGUCAGGUGGCCAGCCCCCUCUUCAAAACGAUAGGUCUCUACCCAAGUUAAGCAGUCAAGAUGAAGAAGGGGGGGCAGGCGGACAUGGCGGCUUUGGCGGAGGCGUAACGCACUUUGAGCCAAUCCCUCAUGAUCAUGACUUUUGUGAACGAGUUGUUAUUAAUGUUAGCGGUUUAAGGUUUGAAACCCAACUUCGAACGCUUAAUCAAUUUCCAGAUACAUUACUAGGUGAUCCCGAUCGAAGACUUAGGUACUUCGAUCCAUUACGUAAUGAAUAUUUUUUUGAUCGGAAUCGACCGAGUUUUGAUGCUAUUUUAUAUUAUUAUCAAAGCGGCGGUCGACUACGGAGGCCCGUUAAUGUACCUUUAGAUGUAUUUAGUGAAGAAAUUAAAUUUUAUGAAUUAGGCGAAGCAGCGACUAAUAAAUUUAGAGAGGAUGAAGGCUUUAUUAAAGAAGAGGAAAAACCACUACCGGACAAUGAGAAUCAACGUAAGGUGUGGCUGCUGUUCGAGUAUCCCGAGAGUUCACAAGCGGCCAGAAUCGUAGCCAUAAUUAGCGUAUUUGUUAUACUUUUAUCUAUUGUUAUAUUUUGUUUAGAAACAUUACCCGAAUUUAAACAUUAUAAGGUAUUUAAUACCACAACAAAUGGCACAAAGAUCGAGGAAGACGAAGUGCCCGACAUCACAGAUCCGUUCUUCCUAAUAGAAACUAUAUGUAUUGUAUGGUUCACGUUCGAACUUAGCGUCAGGUUCCUUGCUUGUCCGAAUAAAUUAAAUUUCUGCAGGGACGUCAUGAACAUAAUUGACAUAAUCGCCAUCAUUCCUUAUUUCAUAACUUUAGCAACUGUUGUAGCCGAGGAAGAGGAUACGUUAAACCUUCCAAAAGCGCCAGUUAGUCCACAGGACAAGUCAACGAAUCAGGCUAUGUCCUUAGCAAUUUUGCGGGUGAUACGUUUAGUUCGAGUGUUCCGAAUAUUUAAAUUAUCUAGGCAUUCAAAAGGCUUACAAAUCUUAGGAAGAACAUUAAAAGCAUCUAUGCGGGAAUUAGGUUUACUUAUAUUUUUCCUCUUCAUUGGCGUUGUACUCUUCUCAUCGGCUGUUUAUUUUGCGGAAGCAGGAAGUGAGAAUUCGUUCUUCAAGUCCAUACCAGAUGCAUUUUGGUGGGCCGUGGUCACUAUGACCACAGUUGGAUAUGGUGACAUGACACCGGUUGGUGUGUGGGGCAAAAUUGUCGGUUCAUUAUGUGCCAUUGCUGGUGUAUUGACAAUCGCACUUCCCGUACCAGUUAUUGUCAGUAACUUCAACUACUUCUACCAUAGAGAAACAGAUCAAGAGGAGAUGCAAAGUCAAAACUUUAAUCAUGUAACUAGUUGUCCAUACUUGCCAGGAACAUUAGGCCAACAUUUAAAGAAAGCAUCAUUGUCUGAAUCCUCAUCGGAUAUGAUGGAUUUGGAAGAUGGUGUCGAAUCUACACCUGGUUUAUUAGGUGAACGCAUGAUUGUUCCGUUUUCGGGAACACUAUUGACUAAUGAUAAGCAGAUGCAGCAGAAUUGUUGUAAGCAGCCAAAUAAUAAUCAAGGCGGUGUCAUCGGCGGCGGCGGCGGUGGCAACAAUAAUAAUCAACGUCACAAUAGCGCAUUAGCUGUUAGUAUCGAAACCGAUGUCUGACUACUGGUAAAAUGUACUUCAUCUACUAUCUGCGCUACUAUCUACUAUGGUCUAUCAUCGUCAAAAAUAAUAAUAAUUAUAAAAUGUAAUAAUAAUAAUCAUUCAACUAUUGCUGAAGCAUCCACAAAUUUAUCUUCUCCUUCUCCUUAUUGGUCACUAGUAUCAUCAAGAACAUCAUCAACUUCGGUAUCAUCUCUACUAAGAUCGCCUUUUUACCCUCAAAGACACCAUUACAUUAAUAAUUAUCAGCAUCGCCGGUUCGAGCAACAACAACAACAACAACAACAAGGAGAUCUGCAAAGACGAGCAGCAAGUCGUCGUCCGACUGUGUUAAUAUUAAUGUUAUCGCCAUCAUCAUCUCCAUUAUUGUUAUCAUCAUUACACGAACACGAACAACAACAACUACAAGUUUUAAUUGUGGCUGCUGUUGUUUUCUUGUAUAAUUAUUAUUAUCGUGUCAGAACUGCAACAAUUGUUAU
Molecule: messenger RNA, 2357 nt
Organism: Culicoides brevitarsis
Lineage: Eukaryota; Metazoa; Arthropoda; Insecta; Diptera; Ceratopogonidae
Gene: shaker
Product: potassium voltage-gated channel protein Shaker
Exons: 13
Biological process (GO): protein homooligomerization; potassium ion transmembrane transport
Cellular component (GO): voltage-gated potassium channel complex; membrane
Molecular function (GO): protein binding; delayed rectifier potassium channel activity
Source: RefSeq, a predicted model, not a curated record